AUGACUUCCACCAGUGCUGGUAAAUCCGCGAUUCAUUACAUUGGAUCCGACGGUAGUGCUUGGGGAUCAUUUCUGCAGAAGAAGCUAAGCGAAGAUCAGUAUGGUAUACCGACAGUGUUGCAUGAGAUAGGGACGCCCUUGCUUGAAGCAAACAAAUAUGACGUGAACAUCGUCCUGGUCAGUCCGGACUUCCUGACGUUGGAGUCAUUCGAAAAGUUCCAAAGAUGUAGUACGGUAGAUUCUUUAGCUAUUCUUCUGGGCACGAAUAAAUCGGAGUUCCAUGAAGCUGUGUCGAGGGAAAACCCUAAGAACCGACUCCUAAAAUGGCUUUGUUAUCGCCCACAACAAACUCAAGACUCGGUUAAGGUUCUUUUGCUGACAAUCAUAAAUUUAUAUGAAAACCUGCACGGUGGCGAUGAGGUCGAUGACGAUGAAAGCUGCCAGGACGAUCCAUUAUUCCAACUUGUACCUGAGCCGUGUUCACACAACAGAUCUUCUGGGGAAUGCGAGAACACAGAUGACUAUGACAUUCUGCCACCAACCCGACAGAUUAACGACCUCCAUGACGUCAUGCAACUGCCUUGCAGUGAGGGAGAUGACUGCAGAGAAUUAUUAAUUCUGCUGGACCGGAAAGCUGACUCGGAGUUGAUGUUGACUUUAGAUUCAGGAGAAAAUAUUCAAACGGAAGAAAUCGACCAGGCAGUAUACAAAGCUCGGAUUCCAAAAAAUCUUAUUCAGGACGACAACAUAAAAUUUGUUGCUGCGUGUAAUGACCAGAUGUUUGGUUCAAUGGCGUAUAAAUUUGACAGUAAAACCCAAACUGAAGACGGAAACACCAAACAGACAAUUCCUCAGGAGCCACAUUCUAACUCGUCAUUAACCAGUAAUAAGAACCAGGGGGCUUCACGAAGUCCGGACUCGUCUUCAAGUCUGGAUAUUAUACAUAACAUCCUGGAGAAGGAAACAGACCCAGUCCAACUUUUAUGUAGAGCGUUACGUAUACCUGUUGAUCACAAACAACUUGACCAAUGUUUGUCGGGCAAGUGUAGACGGCUGAGGAUAACGGAACACUUUACAGGGUUAAUGAUGAACGAGGAAGCAGGUAAAACUCACAUAUAAUACGUUAUUACAGAGUUAAUGAUGAACGAGGAAGCAGAUAGCGAAAGCGAAUGGCCGACACUUCUUCAUUUCUGUGCUGAUACCAACUUGCUGUUGUCGACAAAUGAACUGCUUCAGGUUCCAUGUUUAGUAUCGGCCUGUCUCAAGUGCAAUAGGAACAAUGAGACUCCAAGAGACAUCGCCAAGAGGAAUGGCUUUACUGACCUGGUCAAGUUACUAGACAAACAAUUUGAAACAGAACACGUUAAAGUGUCUCGACUCGGGAGUAGAGAUAGCGGAGUAUUGGAUCCCCAUGAAGACUGCUAUUUCCCCGCAGAUCCUAAUAGCACAUCAAUGCGAGAUAAAAAUGGAGUUAAGGAGAGUCGGGACGCUGAUAGUGGUGUAUCGGGGCUACAGCAUUCCUUUGUGGGUAGGGAAAGCGACUACCUGGAUAUGUCGCCAACACGAAUUUCAAAAGCUCCAAAAAAGGGUCCUACUUCUUUCCUGAACAGAUCUGUUAGCGACAUUCGACCUUCAGGUGACUAUGAUAAAAUCCACAGAAGUUGGAUGUCAAAAUCGUACCAAGGUCAAGAAGAGCCUGAUCCUUUUUCGGACAAUUUCAGUCCUCUCUCAGAAGGCCGGAAAGAAGGAGAAACCACGUGGUUUGUCGAGACCCCUCCUGCCUACCGGUUUACGGGUCGACGAAGAUGUAGUGAAUCGGACACGGAGAGUUUACGUCGCAGCAAGGCACUUGGAUCACCUGGACAAAAAAAAAGCUCAUUUUCGAAAACGAUUUCCAAGGUCUUCAAAUUAAAAAGAAAGAAUUCGAUGUCGUCCAACCCUGACAGUACCAUACCAGAGGAAGCCAACAACUCUAAUGACCAGGAAGGACGGUCCUGGUCACGUUGCUUUCCCUGCAGUCCAAUCAUGUCCUAUGAAGACUUAGAGGAACAGGAAGUGUUCGUAUCCACAGAGCCGCCGAUAGGAAGAUCAUCACCAAAGGGGAGACAUGAAAAACAGCACGAAGAGCCACCUGAGGAACCCCCUAAAAGAUCUUUCAAAAAAAUUAAAAAUCCAUUCCGAAAGAAAGUUGAUAGACGUAAAUCACUGAGGUCGAGUCGGGUUCUAAAGGAUAAUAAUGUUGUCGUAUUGGCAUUGCCUAGUAAGCAGGAAAUACAGAUAUGA
This is a messenger RNA of Ylistrum balloti, 2283 nucleotides long. RefSeq lists its product as uncharacterized. The transcript is spliced from 13 exons. Lineage: Eukaryota; Metazoa; Mollusca; Bivalvia; Pectinida; Pectinidae. Gene Ontology annotation, molecular function: signaling receptor binding. The record is from RefSeq and is a predicted model, not a curated record.